AUGACAGAAUCCAUCGACAUGCAACUGUCCGAGACGGAGUCAGCGCGACAGGCCGCGAUCAACAACAACAAUAACAACAACAUCAAGGUGAAGCCGGUGAUGCUGAGCAUGCCCUCAUCCGCGGCCGUGGAGUGCAUGGACGCGCGGGCCAACGGCGGCAGCCCCUCCUCGCUGGACGCCGUCGGCGCGGUGGGCGCCUCCGCGGCCGGGUCACCACUGUUCCGGCCCGUGUCGCCGUCGCGCACCGCCAAGCAGGUCAACGGAACCCUCUCCGCCCUCAAGCCGGCCGCCGUCAAGCCGCUCAAGCCCAAGAACGGCAUGCUGGACCUGCCGCUGCUGCUGACCACGACGCCGACGCCCUUCCGGAAGGCGCCGACAUCGCCGACGUCGCCGCCGCAGUCCGCGGCCAAGACGGUGCUCAACGUGCCGGACCGCGGCGCCGUGGGCACCAUCAAGGCCUCGGUGACGGUGACGCUGAGCAGCCAGAUGCCGUCGCCGCCGCCGUCCCCCGGGGCGCCGAGUUCGCCCGGAACCCCGACGACGCCGUCCUCGCCGACCGCCAUCCGGAGGUCCUCUCAGCCAGGGACCACGACGUCGAUUCGGAUUGAUUGGUUUCGAAAUAAAUUAAAUAUAUAUUCAAAGCACCCUGGGGUGGAACAAUCACUCGAGCAGUUAGAAAAAUGUGUGGUUUCUGAAGAAUGUGUGUUCGGCCUUGCAGAUUAG
Thrips palmi is the source of this 723-nucleotide messenger RNA. RefSeq names its product leucine-rich repeat extensin-like protein 5. The record is from RefSeq and is a predicted model, not a curated record. The coding region runs from base 1 to 723 and encodes 240 amino acids. NCBI's taxonomy places the organism in Eukaryota, Metazoa, Arthropoda, Insecta, Thysanoptera, Thripidae. The transcript is spliced from 2 exons.